AUGUUAACAGCUGCGUUGCUGGUGAGCGUGGUUCGCCGAAGCCUUCCACAUCAGGAGGAUGAUGAAUCGUUGGACAUGACAGAGGUUGGUCAAAGAGAGAAAGGAGAGCGAUUCUUGCAGGAUCUCUCGUUUCACAACGGUGCAUACCGAUGUGGUACCCCGGAACCUCCAAAGGCAGAUAACGACGAUAAUUUGCUGGAUACCCACGGUGACUGUGACACCGCUUCCCAGCCAUGUCAUGCUCAGAUCACCAUGGAAGACGACGAGACCGCCACGGCCACUGCAAUCCAAGCCCAAGUGCGAAGAUAUCUUGCCCAAAGCCAGUAUAGAAUCCACAAGCUGGAACGGCAGCUUGUACAGAUACAAGAGGACAAGGAGGCAGAUUUGAUUUGGACGGAGCAGUGGAAGCAACGAAAGCUGCGCAAGGCCCAGCGAAAGUAUGACAGAAGAGAAGAAAGACUGGAACGAGAAUAUCAAAAAGUCAAGGGUAUUGUCCAAUAUCUUCAGAGAGAUCAGAGCUUGUGUCAAAAAGAAGUGGGCAGCUUGCAAAAGAGCAACCAAGAGCUCCAAAAGCAAAAUCAACACUUGUUGCUGGCCCACAACCGCACCACCAUGUCAAUAGAGAGGAAGAAACAUCAAUUGGGAGUGCUGGAGGAUUCACAACAUCGACUGCAAGUCACGGUGCAAGUAUAUAGAGAAAUGAUCCGGCAACUAGAAGAGGAAACUCGAAUACAGGUGGACCAUGUGACUAUGAAACAACAACCAAAGACACGCCACAAGCAAGGGUUGCACUACCCGCGUCGUGAUGCAACAAUCACCAAACACAGGACCAAACACAGAGCAAAGACCUAUUCAAGCAUUGUAGUGAACUCGGUGAAUGAGGUCGAGGAGCAAUGCUUCCACCACCGACUAGUGCAGGAUGUCUACACCGUGACACCAACCACCAGAAGAACCAGAGGUAGACGUAACUGA
Molecule: messenger RNA, 972 nt
Organism: Seminavis robusta
Lineage: Eukaryota; Bacillariophyta; Bacillariophyceae; Naviculales; Naviculaceae
Source: the annotation of a GenBank genome assembly